Messenger RNA from Podarcis raffonei (Aeolian wall lizard), 3437 nucleotides. It is a transcript of the gene EDN2, whose product is annotated as endothelin 2. The transcript has 5 exons. The record is from RefSeq and is a predicted model, not a curated record. Gene Ontology annotation, molecular function: endothelin B receptor binding; hormone activity. NCBI's taxonomy places the organism in Eukaryota, Metazoa, Chordata, Lepidosauria, Squamata, Lacertidae. The coding region runs from base 57 to 479 and encodes 140 amino acids. Gene Ontology annotation, biological process: intracellular calcium ion homeostasis; regulation of vasoconstriction; vein smooth muscle contraction. Gene Ontology annotation, cellular component: extracellular region.
AGCUCUGACCAGGGAGAGCUCAGCUUUCUGCCCAUUAAAGGAUUAAGUUCGCCACAAUGGUAAACAAUCCCUCCUGUUUCUUUUCCCUUGCAAUCACCCUUUGCGUCCUGCUGGAAGAAGGCCUGGGCCUCCCUCCGGCAGAGCCUCACCUGGCAGCGGGCAGCGGCAGGCACCUGAGGACCAAGCGCUGCUCCUGCCUCAACUGGAUGGACAAAGAGUGUGUUUACUUCUGUCACCUUGAUAUUAUCUGGAUCAACACGCCAGGCCACUCCACGCCCUACGGUCUGGGUAAUACACAAAGGCGUCGGAAGAGAUCACUCAGCAGGUGCGAGUGCUCGCAUUCAAAGGACAGUGUCUGUGCGACCUUCUGCCAUGGCAAGCCUUGGGAUUUCAGAAAUCCACGGCUUACCACAAACACGGGACUGCUGGUAAAACUUCUCCAGAGCCGUAGUGCGAAGCCCCGCAAGACAAACUUCUGAAAGUUCUCAGGGCGCCUUGCUCUUUCAAAUGCCUCGUUCACCAGGAAGCAGCAGGACUCGCUGAGGAAUUCCAAACUAGCAGCACUUAAAUGAGGGGAGAUCAUGUGGAAGACAAAGUAAGAAGGGUGGGGGUGCUGUUCACCUUCACCACACGGAGUCCUGCCAUUGCAAAGAAUCUCCUAUUCUGUGGGAAGUUGAAAGAUUGGAGGACCAUUGGAAGAGAUGGAAAGAAAUCCAUGGAAACAGCUGUUGGAGAAAGGGGCAAGGAACAGUGGAGGCAAGUAGCACAGCCCCCUUGGUACAUCAGAGGUGAUCCUAAAGAGACAAUAGCCUCUCCUUUUUACUGCACCUUGGGAAGGUCUGUCCAGCUUGUUGGGACAAGAGAGGAGAUCUUCCUGGAUACCAACAGGAACUCAUAGCAGAUCUCAGUGUAAAGAGCCAGCACUUUGGAGGAAGGCAAAUGGAGUUAUGGACUCCGUCGCCACAUGCGGAUCCUUCCAAACACCCCUACCUCAGGACCUUGUCUAGUCUGCUUCUCCUUUUCCCAACGUUUGACUUUAAACAUAGUUUGGCUGGUUUUACCGACUGCUCCUUUUAUUCCGGUUGUCGUUGCCUGGCUCACAUCUGCCUCUACUCUCCUGCGUGACAUGAAAAGGCGUGCAUUGAAUAGACAUCCCUAUUUCUGGUAAUGAAUUUGCUAAAAGUCUGUUAUUGGUAACAACAACUCCCCCCCCCCCCCAGUAAGUCAAUUUAGUGUUGCCUAGUGACCAUUGGGGCUGGUAUGGCAGGCACCAAGGAAGACAUCAGUAGGUGGAGGGGAGUCAACUAAUUCUACUGUUGUCUCAAACUUCCUCCUUGCUGAGUUUUACAAGGGCAAAAGGGAGGCUGAGGAACGGGCAGGCAGGCAGGGCCAGGGUCACCUUCUGGACUGGUUGUAAGAAAGGCAGCAGAUGGGCUUGGAGGAAUCAAUACUGAGAUUGGUGGGGCAGUGUCCCAUUUGCCCUGAUGGAUCAGCCUGUUUUACAGCCUGUUUACUUAGCUCUACUCAGUUAAUCUGAAAUCUUGUUCUCAGCGAGUAACUUAAGCCUUGAUGAAGUUGAUGGCUCAGAAAAGCGGGGGGCGGGGGACAGGGACCAGAAAAGGAUCAGCAAAGCUGGGGUGGAGGCAGGAGUCCAAAAGCACAUCUUCAUUGCACAUUUAAACUAAUUUAGCCAUCACCACCCCAAUAAGAAGCCCCAGGAAUCAUAGAUGUGUGAGGGAACUGAGCCUUUGGUAGAGUUCAUUAGCCAUUUCACAGAACUACACAUGAAGCUGCUCAUGUUGAAUCAGGCCAUUAUUUCAUCCAGCCCUCUGCCAUUGGUGAGUGAAGGCUCUCCAAGGUCUCAGACAGAUAACUUCUAAGUAUUGCUGCUUAAGAUCCUUGAAGUGGAGAGGCCAGGCAUUUGCAACACAUACACUUCGUUACGGAGUUGUUAGUUGCCUGUCCAUUUCACUUGCACAGAGAAGAGAAUUCUUGGACCACUUGUGUGUCAAAUGUGUGAGCCUCCCAGUUCCACUGCUGUUCUUUAAAGACCUUGCACACAACUCUACAAGUUUAAGCAACAUGCCCUGCGUUAUCAAGUUCCACACUGCAAAUGCUGAAAUGGUUAAAAUGACAAAACUUGACAUUUGAAAAGCCUCUUCACUAUAGGCAUGAAACUGAUCGUUAGUUUCAACCUGCCUGUCAAUUUCACAUGACCUUCUCUGGGCUGCUUGAAGAGGUGGCUCAAAUUGUGCUCAAGUAGCAUUAACAUACCAAAUGUUUGCAGGAGCUUUCUUGUUUAUAGUUCAGGGAUGCUUGUUCAUUUCAGGGAUGUGGCCCUCCAAAUGCUAUUGGACUCCAACUCACAGCAACUGCUGGGAGUUAAUGGUUAGGGAUGAUGGGGUUUGGAGUCCCAGCGACAUCCAGAGAGCCACCUGAUUUUAGGUGUUAAAAAUAUUUUAACUUGCCUUUCCUUAAAAAUACAACAAAUAACAGUAAAAUACAGUAACAAUAAAACACUAGCAAAAUGCAAGUAACAACAACAGAUCACUGAGAGAAGUAAGAGCAGAUAAAGCCAAUAUUUCAGGGAGCUGACUAAUGACUUGGCAGAUCCAAUGUCAUCUGUAAAAGAGAGGUCUUCAUGCAUUGGCAGAAGGCCCUCAAAGAGGAAGAAAGUUGCUCAGACACUCCUCAGAUAUCUAGCCUACUCAUUGGAGUUUCAGUGAAUUUUGUACACAAUGAGGUGGGAACAGUGAAUGGAGAACUCCAUGGAAACUGAGAAUCAAGGUGCAUACACCCCAAACCAAAGGCUCUCUUUAGCCAAAGUCCCUGAGGGUUCUUCUUUGGAGCUGUGAUGGUUUAAACUGGUUUAAAUGUGUCAUACAGAUGGGCCCAUAGUGAGGGCCAGUUACUCAGCCAGGUUGGUGCACUGUAGAACUUGGGUUGAGGGGUUCCACAACAGAGGUCAAUUUCAUGUGCUAAAGUGGUCAUAGCAUUGCUUGGCUAUAUGACCAAUUUACUGUUCAGGCCAUCUUUACUCUGUCACUGCUCAUCUCGCAACCUUUGCAGUGGCACUGUAAACGGCAGUGGUGGCAGUGGGUUGAAUUAUAAGGCAGACACACAACCAUCUUGGCAUGUCUUAGUUGGCUUGGUUGUGGUGUUUAUGCCCCACAAUAUCCUAUGGAUAUAUUGAGGGUGGGCUAGAAUGCUUCUGACAAGAUUACUUUUAGCAUAGCGUCCUUAGAGGGGGCGCCUAUAAACACUGCAUGGUCACUUGAUUUGGCAGUUCAGAUCACAUGAGGAUAGUAUCACUGGUAGGUUGGGGGAUACAUGGUGAGGCAACUGUUACCGUGCUCUCAAAACUGUUUGGAAAUCUGAAGAAGCACAGAUUUUAUGAGAGGCAACUUCUUUUGUAUUCAGUGAAACAACUGGCCUCC